CAUAUUUCUUUUUCUUUCCUCCAUCCCCAAGAUUUUGGGCGGAGUAAAAGUUUUUGGGAUAAUUUCUUAGGUUUGUGGGCCCUGGCUAAUCCUAAUGAGGUCGGUAAUCUUUGCCGUCCCAUAAGGAUCUUAAUAUGAAUUAUUUAUUAACGAAGUUGUUUUCAAUUGAUAAGGUCAAAAGAUUUACUUUUUUAAGAGUAUUCAAUUGAUGGGAAAACUGGAAAUUUAUCAUUAUUGAUUGCUAAGUAUUAUUUACAGCUCAUUACUUCAGGAGUGUUAGAAUUUAUUGGAAUCCCGUUGCACUUCGUAUUGUUUAUUAGGCGGGGUGUUAAUUUACACUGAUAAUUCUGUAGUUGGUAGCAUAUUCAUUCUUCCUAAUUUGUUUUUGUUAUUUGCACUGAUGUGGGUUGUGCCGGGGGCAUGUAUUUGGCUGUGGGAAAUUGGCGAGAAGGGCCAUUGAUAAUGGAAUUAAUAAUAUACUUAAAGUUAGGCAGAGGCUGGUGACAUAAUAAUUUGGGUCGAACCUUGCCCCUUCAAUUAUAUUAAUAUAUAUUGCACUGAAGUAUUUUAUUCUCCCAGCUAAUCAAUUUAUCCCAUGCCAAGAAGCUGCUAUCUAGUAUAUCUUUUAUACUAUAUGAAAAGCAUUCAUGAACUUGUAAUGUAGAUGUGCCUUUUGAUCGUGUCGUGUGAUUUGAGAUAUUCUUUCAACUUUUUACUUUUUUCCUCUUAUUCUCUGUUCAUCCCUUCUUUUUCUUCCAAUUAACUAUACUUUUUGAAACUUUCUAAAGAGAGACCAGAGGGCAGUACUCAAGUAGAGAACAAAAAGAAAUUCCAAUUGCCUUUAGCUCCCUCGAUUCAACAGUUAAAAUGGAUUCUGUAAAUCGGUCUGCUGUGACCCCGAGUAAGAGCAAAUUGGCUCGCACUUUUGCUAAGGUCCUGCACAUUAGAGCUCUGACAGGAGGAACUCAGAAGCACAAAUUCACUGAAAAUGUCAAGGAUGAUGCAGUAAAGAAUGAUGUAGCGAAGAGCGAGCUACUCAAGAAAGCACAGUUCAAAUCCUUUGAUGAUGAAGAUGAAAAGCUGAGACAGAAAGCAGCUACAGAAGCUUUUCUUGCCAAGCUGUUUGCAAACAUCUCAGCUGUUAAAGCGGCAUAUGCCCAAUUGCAGUUUGCUCAGUCUCCGUAUAACCCUGAUGGGAUUCAAUGUGCUGAUGAGUUGGUGGUAUCCGAGCUGAAAAACUUGUCUGAAUUGAAACAGUGCUUUGUGAAGAAGCAGUUGGAUGAGUAUUCCCCAGAAACCACUCAGAUUUUGGCUGAAAUUCAGGAGCAGAAAAGCGUUUUAAAGACGUAUGAUAUCAUGGGAAAGAAGUUGGAUUCACAGCUCAAACUCAAGGAAUCAGAAAUUAUGUUUCUCAGAGAGACAUUGAUCGAGGCUAAUAAAGAAAACAAGCUGCUUGAGAAAAGGUUGAACUCCAGUGGACCGGUGUCUGCUCUGGACAAUCUUCACUUUUCAAGCUUGAGCCCUAGCCAUUUUAUCAUGUUCCUCCGGCAGACAAUUAGGUCGAUUCGAAGUUUUGUUAGGUUGCUCAGCAAGGAGAUGUUAGCUGCUGGGUGGAACUUAGAUGCUGCGGCCAGUUCCAUCGAACCCGAUAUAGAGUUCCUGAAAGCAAAUGACAUAUGUUAUGCUUUUGAAUCAUUCGUUUGCCGGGAGAUGUUUGAUGGUUUCAAUUAUCCUAACUUUUCAAUCUCAACUGAGCCCCUGCCCGAGCAAAAGAAGAGGCCAAGGUUGUUUUUCGACAGAUUCAUGGAGCUAAGAUCUGUUAAACCAGCAGAUUACUUAGCUUGGAAACCCAAAUCAACAUUUGCAAGAUUCUGUCGUGCUAAGUACUUGAAACUAAUCCACCCCAAGAUUGAAGAGUCCAUUUUUGGCAACGUGAAUCAAAGAAACAUACUCAAUUCGGCUGAGUAUCCGGAGUCAACAUUCUUCUCGACAUUUAGUGAAAUGGCCAAGCGCAUUUGGUUGCUACACUGUCUGGCUUUCUCCUUCGAUCCCGUAGCUGCAGUCUUUCAAGUUAGCAGAGGGUGUCGGUUUUCGGAUGUUUACAUGGAGAGUGUGAACGAAGAGGCAUUCUUGUCAUGGGACGGAUCACCUGAAACUGAACCGACUGUAGGUUUCACGGUGGUUCCAGGGUUCAAGAUUGGUAAAACUGUUGUUCAGUGUCAAGUUUACCUAUGUUGACUAAGAGAUGCAAAUGAACCGUAGAUGGUGAAUUUAGGAGCAUCAGAUUGGUUAGCAAUGGACCCACAACAUUAAGGACUGAACUGGAGGGAACAACUUUCAUAUUGUUUUUUUAAUGCUGUGAAUGGGAGGGGGGAAUCAGCAUGGCAAGGCAUGGCUUUUCAAUAAAGGCGGGGUCGAAAUAUGUCUUAAUAUUGAAAUGGGAAAGCGCGUUGACGGUUUGUCUGUGGGAACUUGUAAUAGCGUACCAAACAUUGUCUUGUAUUAUUCUGUUGUUUGUUUGGAAAUGUAUUAGUAGUAGUAGUAGUAAUGUUUUGAAGUAGAAAAAUCAUUCCUUCAAUUUUGUUAAUAUUAGGCGAGGGAUGGGAAGGAUCUUAGCUGUACAUUAUUCGAUUUAUCUGAUUCGGCUCUUCUAUAUUGAAAAUGAUGUUUGUAUUGUGCA
Molecule: messenger RNA, 2680 nt
Organism: Nicotiana tabacum (common tobacco)
Lineage: Eukaryota; Viridiplantae; Streptophyta; Magnoliopsida; Solanales; Solanaceae
Product: protein GRAVITROPIC IN THE LIGHT 1-like
Biological process (GO): response to red or far red light; negative gravitropism
Source: RefSeq, a predicted model, not a curated record